UGUUUGCAGCGGGGCCAUGGCCGGUCCCGGGGGCGCCGCGCGGGGGCUGCUCCGGCCCUGCAGCCCGCGGGGCAGCGCGGAGCCCCCACCAGAGCACCCGGCCCCUCUGCCAGACGAGGGAGAAGCCGCCAAAGCCGAGGCGCAGCGGCAAAGCGAGGAGCUGCUGAAACAGACGGCAGCUGAGAGGCGGAAGAUCGUCUGGGAGUGGCAGGAGCUGCGAGGGUUUCUGGAGGAGCAGGAGCAGCGGCUGCUGGCCCGGCUGGAAGAGCUCGAGAGAGCCAUUGUCCAGAGAAGGGAUGAGGGCGUCUGCAGCCUGUCCCGGGAGAUUUCCCUGCUCAGCGAGAGGGGAGGAGACGAGGGGCAGCGGCUGCCGAGCCAACCCCUGCAGGGUGCUGGGAGCCCUGGGAGCAGCAGGGAGGACGGGGCGUUUCCAAAGCCGGAGCCGGGGUUUGCGGAGCUGGAGAAGAGACUUGUCAAUUUCUCUCUGCAAAGCGCCCACCUGCAGGAGGUGCUGCUGGGAUUCAAAGAGACGCUGCGACUGGAGCUGGGGAACGACACAGGCUGUAGAAUAACACCCACGUUUAGGGCCGGAUUGUCUCAUCCUCCCAGGAGAAGGGGAAGGGAAAUGGCUGCGGAAGAGGAGGCUCAGGGGGCGGUGACCUUCGAGGAGGUGGCUGUGUAUUUCACCGAGGAAGAGUGGGCUCUGCUGGACCCCGCUCAGAGAGCCCUCUAUGGAGACGUCAUGCAGGAGAACUAUGAGAAUGUGACCUCGCUGGCAGAGUUUCCAGUUCCCAAAUCUGAUGUGAUCUCCCGGCUGGAAGGAGAGGUAAAGCCAGGGGUCCCAGAUGUCCAGGGCUCAGAGGAAAGAGAAAUUUGGAGGGAUGCCCACACAGCAGGUAAUGGGAUGUUGAAUGAGAACGAGGAGCAGAAACCUCAGCAGGAAGAUGCUGAGCAAGUGGGACCAUACGUGGGGAUAUCACAAAGCUCCAAAGGGGAUGUGUCCAUGAGUCAUGAGCAGGGAACAGCCUGUGAGAGUGAGCACAGGCCAGAGAGAGAGCAGGGAAACCAGACAGGAGAGAACAUGAGUAUAUCCAUUGAUUACUGGGAAACUCCCAAGGACCAGAAGGAAACCACAGUCCAGAAGAGAAACCCUACAGGAGAGAGAAACAACAUAUGCACUGAGUGUGGGAAACGUUUCAGUAGCCGCUCACACCUUAGAGAACACCAGAGAAUUCACACAGCGAAGAGAUCCUAUGAGUGCGGGAAAACCUUCCCGCUGAGCUCACGGCUCAUUGCACCUCAGAGGCUCCACACAGGAGAGAGACCCUCUGAAUGCUGUGAGUGCGGGAAAACCUUCACUCGGAGUUCGUCCCUUAUUGCACAUCAGAGGAUCCACACGGGAGAGAGACCCUAUGAAUGCAGUGAGUGCGGGAAAACCUUCAGUAGCCGCUCAGGCCUUUUUGACCAUAAGAGAAGCCACAGUGGGGAGAGACCCUAUGAAUGCUGGGAGUGCGGGAAAACGUUCGCUCGGCGCUCACACCUGAUUACACAUCGGAGAAUCCACACAGGAGAGCGCCCCUAUGAAUGCCACGAGUGCGGGAAAACCUUCUCUCAGCUCUCAGUCCUUAUUAGACAUAAGAGAAUCCACACGGGAGAGCGUCCCUAUGAAUGCUGCGAGUGUGGGAAAAGCUUCACUCAGAGCUCAUCCCUUAUCACACAUCAGAGAAUCCAUACGGGAGAGAGACCCUACGAAUGCCAGGAGUGCAGGAAAAGCUUCACUCGAAUCUCUGCUCUUGUUACACAUCAAAGCACGCAUGUGGGAGAGCGCCCCCUUAUGAGUGCGGGAAAUGCUUCACUCGGAGCUCAACCCUUAUUAGCCAUGAGGGAGUCCACACAGGAGAGAGACCCUCAGCCCCUGUUCGCCUAUGAAUGCUGGCAAACCUUCACUCGCUGCUCACACCUUAUUACACAGAGAAUCCACAUGGGAGAGCGACCUUAUGAAUGCUGCGAGUGUAGGAAAAGCUUCAGUCCGAGUUCAUCCCUUAUUAUCCGACAUCAGAGAAUCCACACAGGGGCGUGA
Molecule: messenger RNA, 2080 nt
Organism: Malaclemys terrapin pileata
Lineage: Eukaryota; Metazoa; Chordata; Testudines; Emydidae
Product: zinc finger protein 436-like
Exons: 11
Coding region: 17-2080 (687 amino acids)
Biological process (GO): regulation of DNA-templated transcription
Molecular function (GO): RNA polymerase II cis-regulatory region sequence-specific DNA binding; DNA-binding transcription factor activity, RNA polymerase II-specific
Source: RefSeq, a predicted model, not a curated record